GCUUCUAGAGAGUGCCAUAGCUGUCAGACCCGCUCGGCUAAUAGUGUGGGCUUGUCAACAGUGUUUCAGGUUUCUCUCCGCCGCUUAAACCCCUUCCUUUCAGUACAGACAGCAAGACCAUCUUGUUCAGGAGUUGACUAAUGACCGUAUGCACCCAAACCAACAGGCGUGAGGCAACUGAUGCAUUUGUAAUCCCGUGUCUGACUGAACUCCAGUCUUCUCCUCUCCCAAGUGGUGAAACAGGAAGCAACAUCCCGUCAGGAAGAACCAGAAGGUGCCAUCCAGUAGCCUUGCCUCACGUCACGGAUCGCCCUCAGUCAGAAAUCUAGACGUGCAACUUUAGAGGGUGGGUCUCUGAAAGAAUUUCAGAGCUUACGUGGAGAUGAGGUGUGUUGCUCUCUGACGAGAACGAGGCUGACUGGAACACUGGAAAUCUGGCUCUGACUGCUCUUCACAGGCAAGGGGCAUCCUUUGUGGACCGAAGUUUCUGGAAGGGAUGUUGUGAAAGUAAAGGCAAAACUUUUACGCAUAUAUAGACCGACAUAUAUACACAGUACUUGAAUUCCUUCGCAGAAAGCUACCCUUUAUACUCAAGAAUGUUUCAGACGUUUAAAGAAUGGUUUUGGUUGGAAAGAUUCUGGCUUCCUCCAACAAUCAAGUGGUCAGAUCUUGAAGAUCACGAUGGACUCGUCUUUGUAAAACCCUCUCAUUUGUACAUGACAAUCCCAUAUGCUUUUGGCUUGCUGAUUAUCAGACAUUUCUUUGAAAAGUUUAUUGCUACGCCUCUAGCAAAAUCAUUUGGCAUUAAAGAGGAAGUUCGAAAGAAGAUUACACCAAAUACCGUCUUAGAGAAUUUUUUCAAACAUUCCACAAGGCAACCAUCUCAAACUGAUAUUUAUGGACUGGCAAAGAAGUGUAACUUGACAGAGCGCCAGGUGGAAAGAUGGUUUAGGAGUCGGCGGAAUCAAGAGAGGCCUUGCAGGAUGAAGAAAUUCCAGGAAGCUUGCUGGCGAUUUGCAUUUUACUUAAUGAUUACUGUUGCUGGAAUUGUAUUUCUUUAUGAUAAACCUUGGGUAUAUGACCUGUGGGAGGUGUGGAAUGACUAUCCCAGGCAGCCCUUGCUGCCGUCCCAGUACUGGUAUUACAUUUUGGAGAUGAGUUUUUAUUGGUCUCUGAUAUUUAGCCUUGGCUCUGAUGUCAAGAGGAAGGAUUUUCUAGCUCAUGUCAUCCACCACCUGGCUGCUAUUAGCUUGAUGAGCUUCUCUUGGUGUGCUAAUUAUAUUCGCAGUGGGACCCUGGUGAUGAUCGUGCAUGAUGUGGCUGACAUUUGGCUGGAGUCUGCUAAGAUGUUUUCUUAUGCCGGAUGGAAGCAAACCUGUAACACCCUGUUUCUCAUCUUCUCUACCAUAUUUUUCAUCAGCCGCCUCAUUAUCUUUCCCUUCUGGAUUUUAUAUUGCACCCUGAUUCUGCCUCUUCACUACCUUGAGCCUUUCUUUUCAUACAUCUUCCUCAACCUCCAGCUCAUGGUCCUUCAAGUCCUUCACCUCUACUGGUGUUACUUCAUCCUGAAGAUGCUCAGAAGAUGUUUGUUCAUGAAGAACAUCCAGGAUGUGAGGAGUGAAGAUGAGGACGAGGAUGAGUAUGAAGAAGAGGAAGAGGAGGAGGAGAAGGGAGAAAUCACCAAAGGCAAAGAGAGAGACUGUUUGAAGAACGGCCUCGGGGCCAACAGGGACCUUAUUCCCAACGGCCAACAUGGCCAUUAGCUUGAAGCCCACACAGCUCCUGGGGCACAGUGUGCUAUGAGGGCUGCUGGAAGCCAGAGUUGCUUCCCCCUCCUUACCUGUGGCCCACAGGAGCCACAGGGUCCCCCAAUUCUGCCCUUCC
This is a messenger RNA of Ailuropoda melanoleuca (giant panda), 1884 nucleotides long. RefSeq names its product ceramide synthase 3 (gene CERS3). Lineage: Eukaryota; Metazoa; Chordata; Mammalia; Carnivora; Ursidae. Bases 597 to 1763 code for a protein of 388 amino acids. The transcript has 12 exons. Gene Ontology annotation, biological process: ceramide biosynthetic process. Gene Ontology annotation, cellular component: membrane. Gene Ontology annotation, molecular function: sphingosine N-acyltransferase activity; DNA binding. The record is from RefSeq and is a predicted model, not a curated record.